Raphanus sativus (radish) is the source of this 2306-nucleotide messenger RNA. Its product is annotated as probable LRR receptor-like serine/threonine-protein kinase At5g45780. Gene Ontology annotation, molecular function: ATP binding; protein kinase activity; protein binding. Gene Ontology annotation, biological process: protein phosphorylation. Bases 166 to 2094 code for a protein of 642 amino acids. NCBI's taxonomy places the organism in Eukaryota, Viridiplantae, Streptophyta, Magnoliopsida, Brassicales, Brassicaceae. The record is from RefSeq and is a predicted model, not a curated record. The transcript has 10 exons.
AAAUGUAUUUAAAAAUGUUAGCUUCAUUGGUUUUAAUGGCGUUAUUGAUUUGCCCUAGACAAUGGGGCAAUAACCCAGCAGACAAAUAAUUGCGGCAAAACGAUAAAAACAUUUUGAACAAAAGAAAAGAAAGAUAGAGAACUUGUUAUCUCUCUCUCUCUUCCAAUGGAGAAUGUGAUCAUAAAGUUCAUGUUUUUAGGAUUCUGGGUUUAUGAUUCUGUUUAUGCCAUGGAUAGUCUCUUAUCUCCAAAGGGUGUUAACUAUGAAGUCGCUGCGUUGAUGUCAGUGAAGAACAAGAUGAAAGAUGAGAAAGAGGUUUUGUCUGGUUGGGAUAUAAACUCUGUUGAUCCUUGUACUUGGAACAUGGUUGGUUGCUCUGCUGAAGGUUUUGUCGUUUCUCUAGAGAUGGCUAGUAAAGGAUUAUCAGGGACAAUAUCAACAAAUAUUGGAGAGUUUACUCAUCUUCAUACAUUGUUACUGCAGAAUAACCAGUUAACCGGUCCAAUACCUUCAGAGUUAGGCCAACUCUCUGAGCUUAAGACUCUUGAUCUCUCUGGGAACCGGUUUAGUGGAAAAAUCCCAGCUUCUUUAGGGUUCCUAACUCACCUAAACUACUUGCGGCUCAGCAGAAACCUUUUAUCAGGGCGAAUCCCUCAGCUUGUUGCUGGCCUCUCAGGUCUUUCUUUCUUGGAUCUAUCUUUCAACAAUCUAAGUGGACCAACACCGCGUAUAUUAGCAAAAGACUAUAGGAUUGUAGGAAAUGCAUUCCUUUGUGGUUCAGCUUCCUUAGAGCUUUGCUCAGAUGCUGCUACACCUGUGAGGAAUGCAUCAGGGUUGUCUGAAAAGGACAAUAGCAAACAUCACAGCUUAGUACUCUCUUUUGCAUUUGGCAUUAUUGUCGCCUUCAUCGUCUCUCUAAUGUUUCUCUUCUUCUGGGUGCUUUGGCACCGAUCACGUCUCUCAAGAAGAUCAUAUGUGCAACAAGACUAUGAAUUUGAGAUAGGACAUCUGAAAAGGUUUAGUUUCCGCGAGAUACAAUCCGCGACAAGCAACUUCAGUCCAAAGAACAUUCUAGGACAAGGAGGAUUCGGGAUGGUUUACAAAGGCUACCUCCCAAAUGGAACUGUUGUAGCGGUUAAAAGGUUGAAAGAUCCGAACUAUACAGGAGAAGUUCAGUUCCAAACCGAAGUUGAGAUGAUCGGUUUAGCUGUUCAUCGUAAUCUUCUACGUCUCUUUGGUUUCUGCAUGACCACAGAAGAGAGAAUGCUCGUGUAUCCCUAUAUGCCUAAUGGAAGUGUCGCUGAUCGCUUGAGAGAUAGUUAUAGAGAUAAGCCGUCUCUGGAUUGGAACAGAAGGAUAUGCAUUGCACUUGGUGCAGCUCGAGGACUUGUUUACUUACACGAGCAAUGUAAUCCGAAGAUUAUUCAUAGAGACGUUAAAGCUGCAAAUAUACUACUUGAUGAGAGCUUUGAAGCCAUAGUUGGUGACUUUGGUUUAGCAAAGCUUUUAGACCAGAGAGAUUCACAUGUCACUACAGCGGUGAGAGGAACUAUUGGUCACAUUGCUCCUGAGUACCUUUCCACGGGACAGUCUUCAGAGAAGACCGAUGUUUUCGGAUUCGGGAUACUGAUUCUUGAACUGGUAACGGGUCAUAAGAUGAUUGAUCCAGUCAAUGGUCAGAUUCGAAAAGGAAUGAUAUUGAGUUGGGUAAGUCAAAAAGAUUUGAGUCCUUCUAUUACAUUCUUUGACUUGCAUAUGGCAUUGAAUCAAAGUGUUUUGGAUCAGGUAAGGACAUUGAAAGCUGAGAAGAGAUAUGCAGAGAUGGUGGACAGAGAUUUGAAGGGACAGUUUGAUGAUUUGGUGUUGGAGGAAGUUGUGGAGUUGGCUUUGCUAUGUACACUGCCAAAUCCGAGUUUAAGGCCGAGGAUGUCUGAAGUUUUGAAGGUUUUAGAAGGUUUAGUAGAACAAUAUGGUUAUGAGCAGACACAAAGUGGGUAUGAAGCUAGAGGUCCAAGUGUUUCUAGGAAUUAUAGUAAUGGUCAUGAAGAGAAUUCGUUUAUAAUUGAAGCUAUUGAGCUAUCUGGACCUCGAUGAGACUUAAAAGAAUUGACUAUAGCAAAAUAAGAAGAAGGGUAAUUCAUUGGGUUUUCCUAGUUUUGUUGUCAUUAUCCUUAUCUGUAAAUUAAUUUUGCUUUUAUUUGCAACUUUUUUUAAUUAUUUUGGUAUUUUUGUCUAAAUUGUUACAGCUAGGAGAACUUUGUUAUCUAAACAUGGUUUGCAUGAGAUAAUUUGUAGAUCUAACAUCA